Messenger RNA from Sebastes umbrosus (honeycomb rockfish), 3187 nucleotides. Its product is annotated as inhibin beta A chain-like. Gene Ontology annotation, cellular component: extracellular region. Gene Ontology annotation, molecular function: growth factor activity; cytokine activity. The record is from RefSeq and is a predicted model, not a curated record. The coding region runs from base 261 to 1076 and encodes 271 amino acids. Gene Ontology annotation, biological process: SMAD protein signal transduction; BMP signaling pathway. The transcript has a single exon. NCBI's taxonomy places the organism in Eukaryota, Metazoa, Chordata, Actinopteri, Perciformes, Sebastidae.
UUCAUGCUUUUAUUGUUAAUGACAUUUUCUUUGUUCAUUCAUUCAAACGACAGGAAGACAGAAAAAGAAGGAAGGGGUGGGGGAUGCCCCAAUACCACUUCCUUUCAGACCCAGUACAAGUACUGACAUGUAUAUGACCAGUACAGUCCAGUAGAGACCUAACCCUGACCCACUGAAAAACAUGAAUGUCAUUGUUUAUCAUUCAUUCUGAUGGAUUUGGCUAAUUCCACCUAACUUGCUAACUGCUAAUUCCAGCUAACAUGCUAACUGUGCUCUCUGCUGCAGGAGACUCUCUCAACACGGUGACCUUUGACAUUUCGAAAGAGGGCAGCGGCUCGUCAGUGGUGGAACAGGCAAACAUCUGGAUCUUCCUGAAGAUGUCGAAGGGAACCCGAGUGAAAGGCAAAGUGACACUGCGGCUGCUGCAGCUUCAUCAUGAGGAUGAUGAUGGGGAGGAGCAGUGUGUUUCAGAGAAGAUGGUGGACACUCGUCGCAGCGGCUGGCACACCCUCGCCGUCUCCCACAGCGUUCAGACUCUGCUGGACGGCGGCAGCACCUCGCUCAGCCUGCGGGUUUCCUGCCCGCUGUGCGCCGAGGCCGGAGCCUUGCCCGUCCUGAUGCCUGCCGUCGUCGUCCAAACCGUCGGGCGAGAUCAGUCUCACCGACCGUUCCUCAUGGUGGUGCUGCGAGCCGGAGAGGAAGCGGCUCAGCGACGAGUCAAACGAGGUCUGGAGUGCGAAGGGAAAAUACGCAUCUGCUGCAAACGACAGUUUUACGUGAACUUCAAAGAUAUCGGCUGGAACGACUGGAUUAUCGCUCCGUCUGGUUACCAUGCCAACUACUGCGAGGGCGACUGUCCCAACCACAUGGCGAGCUUCAGUGGCUCGUCGUUGUCCUUCCAUUCAACAGUCAUCAAUCAUUAUCGUAUGAGGGGCUACAGCCCGUUUCAAAACAUCAAGUCGUGCUGCGUGCCGACGAGGCUGCGCGCUAUGUCGAUGCUGUACUACAACGAAGAGCAGAAGAUCAUCAAGAAAGACAUCCAGAACAUGAUCGUGGACGAGUGCGGCUGCUCGUAAACACUCAGAAAGACAUCGGAAACACUUCCCGUUUCCUGCAGGAAAAAUAUAAGUUCAGCACUUUCCCAGAAAAGAUUAAGUAUUUCUGUUUAGUGACAAAGCUUCAUAUUUCUUAUUGGGAGAGGCUCUUUUCCACAUUGGAACGACCUGAGAAUAGUAUGCAAACGUUAUCUGUCUACAUGUUUAUGUGUGAUUUGUCUGUUGUAUUCCAUUGUUUUUCUAUUGUUUUCUAUUGUUAAGGUUCAACCUGUGUAAAACAUUCUGAUGUUGUUGAGAUACUUGAAAGAAAUGUGUUCAAGUGGCUGCUGGAGUCAAAUAUUAUGAUUAUUUGUAUUAUUAUUAUAAUCACUAUUAUAAUGAUUAUCAAUAUUAUUAUUAUUAGUUUUAGUUUUGAUAUUAUUAUUGAAUAAAUUCAAUGUUGAUAUUUCCACAACAUUGGUGGCAGAGAUUUAAAUUCAGAAGAAAGCCAAAGAACCAGAUGAUGAAGUACGAACAGUCAGUUAACGAGCUGUGAGUAAAUUAACUGGACGAUGUUUCAGUUAACGAGCUGUGAGUAAAUUAACUAGACGAUGUGUCAGUUAACGAGCUGUGAGUAAAUUAACUAGACGAUGUGUCAGUUAACGAGCUGUGAGUAAAUUAACUGGACGAUGUUUCAGUUAACGAGCUGUGAGUAAAUUAACUAGACGAUGUGUCAGUUAACGAGCUGUGAGUAAAUUAAAUAGACGCUGUCAGUUAAGGAGCUGUGAGUAAAUUAACUGGACGAUGUGUCAGUUAAUGAGCUGUGAGUAAAUUAACUAGACGCUGUCAGUUAACGAGCUGUGAGUAAAUUAACUAGACGAUGUGUCAGUUAACGAGCUGUGAGUAAAUUACCUAGACGAUGUGUCAGUUAACGAGCUGUGAGUAAAUGAACUAGACGAUGUGUCAGUUAACGAGCUGUGAGUAAAUGAACUAGACGAUGUCAGUUAACAAGCUGUGAGUAAAUGAACUGGACGAUGUGUCAGUUAACGAGCUGUGAGUAAAUUAACUAGAUGCUGUGUCAGUUAACGAGCAGUCAGGAAAUUAACUAGACGAUGUGUCAGUUAACGAGCUGUGAGUAAAUGAACUAGACGAUGUGUCAGUUAACGAGCUGUGAGUAAAUUAACUAGAUGCUGUGUCAGUUAACGAGCAGUCAGGAAAUUAACUAGACGAUGUGUCAGUUAACGAGCUGUGAGUAAAUUAACUAGACACUCUGUCAGUUAACGAGCUGUGAGUAAAUUACCUAGACGAUGUGUCAGUUAACGAGCUGUGAGUAAAUUACCUAGACGAUGUGUCAGUUAACGAGCUGUGAGUAAAUUAACUAGACGAUGUGUCAGUUAACGAGCUGUGAGUAAAUGAACUAGACAAUGUGUCAGUUAACGAGCUGUGAGUAAAUGAACUAGACGCUGUGUCAGUUAAUGAGCUGUGAGUAAAUGAACUAGACAAUGUGUCAGUUAACGAGCUGUGAGUAAAUGAACUAGACGAUGUGUCAGUUAACGAGCUGUGAGUAAAUGAACUAGACGCUGUCAGUUAACGAGCUGUGAGUAAAUGAACUGGACGAUGUGUCAGUUAACGAGCUGUGAGUAAAUGAACUAGACGAUGUGUCAGUUAAUGAGCUGUGAGUAAAUGAACUAGACGAUGUGUCAGUUAACGAGCUGUGAGUAAAUGAACUAGACGAUGUGUCAGUUAACGAGCUGUGAGUAAAUGAACUGGACGAUGUGUCAGUUAACGAGCUGUGAGUAAAUGAACUAGACGAUGUGUCAGUUAAUGAGCUGUGAGUAAAUUAACUAGACGAUGUGUCAGUUAACGAGCUGUGAGUAAAUGAACUAGACGCUGUCAGUUAACGAGCUGUGAGUAAAUGAACUAGACGCUGUCAGUUAACGAGCUGUCAGUAAAUGAACUAGACGAUGUGUCAGUAUUAUUAUCGUAGUAUUAUUAGUUAUAGUUAGUGAUUAUAAGUUAUUUGGUGAAACAAAAACUCAAUGAAAAUGUGUCUUUGAUUGUUGCUUCAUUGUGAAAAGAAUAAGAAAUAUUGUCAACUUUAUAUAAUUUAUUUGUAUUUUUUGUCCUUUUUAGUUCCAUCAUUAAACAACGAC